Molecule: messenger RNA, 1728 nt
Organism: Diplodia corticola
Lineage: Eukaryota; Fungi; Ascomycota; Dothideomycetes; Botryosphaeriales; Botryosphaeriaceae
Product: copper-activated transcription factor grisea
Exons: 1
Coding region: 1-1728 (575 amino acids)
Source: RefSeq, a predicted model, not a curated record
AUGUUAAAUCCGUCUCCUCUCGCUGACUUGUUCAAUGACCGUCCAUGCCUAGCGUCCGAUUGUGCCUGUCCAAGCAACGGUGAGGAACCGGCUCCUGUCGCAGAGGUCGUAUCGUCCACCAUCGGUCGUCUCACCGGCCCUUCGAACCGGGUUCAGAAAUCCAAACGCAAGUCCGUCAGCAACAGUCGAAAUCCUGCUUCUCUCGAGAAGGCUAUCAAGACCGCGCAGGAUUCCGAGCAGAAGCUAGAGACGGAGGCGCCGAAAUCCUGCUGUAGCUCAAAACAACCACCCGCCACGACGGGGAGUAGCAACACUUCGCCAGCGCCGACAAGUGAGGGCAGUUCUCCAAGCAGCCAUGAUGAUGGUCCUGCAUACUCGGAGUCGGCUUGCUGCUCAUCGAAGGCCACCGCUGAAUUUCAGCCCAGGCCGCUCAACGUACAGCUCGAAACGCGCAAACAGAGCACUCGUUCUGCUUCUGCUGCACAGGUUCAAGGCUGGGAGCACAUCACAGUGGAAGGCAACUCUGCUUCAAAGACAUUUGUUGAGGAACCUCCGAGCACUAAGGAAAGCUGUUGUGGAAGUGGAAUUGCGACUAAAAAAGAGGCUCCGAUCAAGCAGUCAAACCAGAGGCUAAACCUAGCUCCACAAGGCGAUAUCUACCAGCAGGCUCCGAGUCAAGCAAUCAGCGGCAACUACUCGCACAUGCAGUCAGCACAACAGCCAUUUGGGCCAAACCAGCAGUAUCCCUUCUAUGCUGGCCAGCACCAGUUCGGCAAUCCCAUGCACAACCCUACGUUCUCUCGCGCUCCGCCGAACAGCAUACACUACGCCACAAACGGUGCCUCACCAGGCCAAAUUGCUUCGUUAUAUCCUUUUACAGUGGGCGCACAGCUCUCAGAGGGCUUCGAGACUAACAUCCCCGACGUCAUGCACAAUUGCACAUGCGGCGAUGCCUGUGCCUGUCUGGGAUGUGCUGUCCAUCCACGUAAUGAAACCACCCUGCGCCAUUUGCAAGAAGUCGCGAACUUCAUGAUCCAGGAUCCGUUCUACGCUAAUCCCUCCUCACCUCUGUGCAACGAUGAUAACCUUCACUGCCAGCCCGCAUAUCCAAUCCCGGAGCCUACCAACACCGCCUCUGUAGAUCGCCCAUGGCAGGCUGGAAAAAUAGGACAACCUUACCAACAACAAUCUUCAUUCCCACCUCCCGGAAUGCCAUACCCACAAGAUACAAACGGAGGCUCAUUCUGGCCAUCUAGCAAUGGAUUGACUGUCCGACCCACUCACGCUACACCAUCAACCGAAAUUUCGCACUUCACAUUUCAAGAUUCUCGGGACGGCCAGGGUGCUAUCCGACAAGAAAACCACAACAUUCAGCCCGGGCAACUUUCCUACCAACGCACGACUUCAUACAACUCUUCGGUCCCCAAUGCGAGUUUCGCCACCCCGGAGCCGGCAUCGUCAACGGCCGCGGCUGAGACACCAACGCUGUCCCCCUCAUCCUUUUUCUGGCAACAAGUCGAGCUGCCUGGAUGUGAUGACGCGAGCGGAGCAUGCCGCUGCGGCGAUGGUUGCCAGUGUGUUGGCUGUUUGACUCAUGGUGGCCAUGAUGGUGUGCCUCUAGCGCAGUCGAGUGGUGAUUAUCGAAGCAGCUCUGGGUUUCAGUCGCAGGCGGAGCAGGCUCAGAUGAAUUCCAUAGACGGAACGCUUGACACAAAGCUCGCUGGAUGA